ACCUCUCCGAGUCAGUACGGUUAGCUAUAUUUCCUUCUCAUUACUCCGUCCCUUCAAUACCUUUUUCGUUGGGGAGAUGGAAUGGACUACUUCAUUUCUGAACCUACAGGAUAUCUCCCAUCAUCGGAAAAGACACGCGCUGAUAAUCCUCAAUCAGCCUUUCUCGCCAGAUCUGCUUGAAACAUUAUGGAAUGCUUGUGACUGGCACUGCUGUGCUGACGGCGGUGCAAACCGCCUGUUUGAUUGCUUGCAAUCACCUUCAUUAGUAGACGACGUGGAGGACAAACGUUUUUAUCUCCCAGACCUAAUAAAGGGAGACCUGGAUUCUAUACGUUAUGAUGUUAAAGAACAUUACACCUCAAAAGGUGUAUGUAUAAUCGAAGACACAGAUCAGUACUCGACUGACUUGAUGAAAUGCGUGAGCGCUUUGGAAGAGAAGGAAAGAAAAGAAGGUUUAGACCAAUACGUCAUCAUUUUGCUUGGUGGACUAUCUGGACGGCUGGAUCAGACGGUUCAUACACUUUCUUACCUGCACAAACUUCGUAAAGCUCGAAACUGUGUGUACGCUGUCACAGAUGACAAUGUUGGUUGGGUCCUUGACGAGGGCGAACAUUUAAUCAAAAUUGACCAUGCUGUAUUAGGCCCGACGUGCGGACUUUUACCUGUGGGUGUCGGGUCUACUAUUUUAUCAACCACCGGUCUACGCUGGAACCUAACUGAUACCGAAUCUUCUUUCGAUGGUUUGGUAUCUACGUCCAAUCAUCUUGUACCUGAAGAGAACACUGUGUGGAUAAAAACAUCGAAACCUAUCUGGUGGUGUGCAGAGCUGAGGAAGACAACGUGAAGCGCGCUGUGAUUUUGCCUUUUGUUCUUAUUUAAUUAGUGGAGCAUGUCAUCAGUAUUAUAGUAAUAUCAUCCCGAACUCCAAUGGU
This is a messenger RNA of Serpula lacrymans var. lacrymans S7.9, 932 nucleotides long. RefSeq lists its product as uncharacterized. Gene Ontology annotation, molecular function: thiamine diphosphokinase activity; thiamine binding; ATP binding. The record is from RefSeq and is a predicted model, not a curated record. The transcript is spliced from 6 exons. NCBI's taxonomy places the organism in Eukaryota, Fungi, Basidiomycota, Agaricomycetes, Boletales, Serpulaceae. Bases 77 to 844 code for a protein of 255 amino acids. Gene Ontology annotation, biological process: thiamine diphosphate biosynthetic process; thiamine metabolic process.